Cordyceps militaris CM01 is the source of this 1476-nucleotide messenger RNA. Its product is annotated as aureobasidin resistance protein Aur1. Gene Ontology annotation, molecular function: inositol phosphoceramide synthase activity. The transcript has 3 exons. NCBI's taxonomy places the organism in Eukaryota, Fungi, Ascomycota, Sordariomycetes, Hypocreales, Cordycipitaceae. Gene Ontology annotation, biological process: sphingolipid biosynthetic process; inositol phosphoceramide metabolic process. The record is from RefSeq and is a predicted model, not a curated record. The coding region runs from base 1 to 1476 and encodes 491 amino acids. Gene Ontology annotation, cellular component: inositol phosphoceramide synthase complex.
AUGUCCGAUCGUGCCGGAGCCCUCCCGGGCAAACCCAAGUUGCCGAAUCUACUCACCGAAAACCUCAACCUGGCCUUCCUAAACCGCCUUCCCCAACGCUACCAGAAUCGCCGCCGGCCGAGGACAAAGUCUAACGCGAGAGAGCAGGGUGCCGAGGAUCUAACAAGUCUCUACACGUCCUUCAAUGUCUGGGAUGGCAUCCGCGACCUGCAAAAGCACAACUUCAAAAAGUCGGACCUGCAAUAUGUCUUCCUCCUCUUCCUCACCCUCUUCUCUCUCUACAUUGCGCCUUCGGCACCCGCGCUGAAAUUUUUUGCUCUCGCCACUUCCGUCUGGCUUCUUCUAAUGCCCGCGACACGUCAGAUUCUACUUCCGUCAUCGAUGAUUUGGAUUUGGCUCCUCUACUUUUUCUGUAGUCGUUUCAUCGAUUACAAGUACCGUCCCCAUAUCUGGGUUCGCGUUCUCCCAGCUCUCGAAAAUGUCUUGUAUGGCGCCAAUCUGUCCAACAUCUUGUCCGCCCACAAGCAUCCAGUCCUCGAUAUCCUCGCCUGGUUGCCCUACGGCAUCAUGCACUUCGGCGCCCCCGCUAUCUGCUCCCUCAUUCUCUUCAUCUUUGCGGCGCCCGGGACCGUCAACGUUUUUGCACGUUCCUUUGGUUGGAUGAGCAUCCUCGGUGUCACGAUCCAACUCAUGUUUCCCUGCACGCCGCCCUGGUACGAAAACGAGAAUGGUCUAUCGCCCGCUGCCUACGGCAUGCAUGGCUCGCCCGCCGGUCUCGCCCGCGUUGACGCCAUUUUCGGUAUCGAUCUUUACACGACCAACUUCACCAACGCCCCUCUGCCUUUCGGCGCCUUCCCUUCGCUGCACGCGGCCAACGCUGUUCUUGAAGCUCUAUUCAUGAGCCACGCCUUCCCCCAGUUCCGCAACUUCUUCAUUGUGUACGCUGGUUGGGUUUGGUGGGCUACCAUGUAUUUGAGCCACCACUACGCCGUCGAUCUUGUUGGAGGUGGUCUGAUUGCCGCUGCCUUCUUUUACACAGCUCGUGCUAGAUGGCUUCCCCAGAGACAGGCCGACAAGCUGACCCGCUGGGAAUACGACUAUGUCGAGAUCGGUAACCGCCACAUCAUUACUGAUGAAGAAUACGGUCAAUAUUUCGGUCUCAAUAUUAUCGACAACCGUCGAUCGAGCCAGAGCGACGACUGGACCCUGGGCAGCAGCUCGAGCUGCAGCUCUAGUAGUGGAACCCUGAGCCCUGUCACCUCUGAGGAGACGAUACCCGGGCUUUUGGAUCUGGAUUCAGAUCACGAAAGCCAACGGGAUCGUAACGACCUUUAUUACAUCUUUGGUAUUCAUCGGCACAGCGACUUGGCGCAAAACAUUGGUGUUUCUUACGAGCUGUCGUGUACUGACUCGACACGCCCUUUUCGGACUAUUACGCCAUUUCUCGAGACAUGCGAGGCCAAUUCUAAUUCUUAA